UUAUUCCAAGCUUUAAAUUCGCUUCAAGUUCAACGAAGAGUUAUUUUGUCUGGCACGCCAAUUCAGAAUGAUCUUUCAGAAUAUUUUUCCUUGUUGAAUUUUGCCAACCCUAAUCUUCUUGGAACACCUAGUGAAUUUCGUAGAAAUUAUGAAAAUCCUAUUUUACGCGGGCGUGACGCUGAUGCUUCUGAAAAGGAGAGAGAAACUAGUGACCAAAAGCUGUCUGAAUUAUUGGAAGUUGUAAGCAAGUUUAUAAUUAGGAGAAAUAACGAUCUUUUGUCAAAAUAUUUGCCCGUGAAAUACGAGCACGUUGUAUUUUGUCGUUUGAGCGAAUUUCAAGUGUCAUUAUACAAUUUGUUCCUUACUUCCCCAGAAAUUCAAAGUCUUCUUCGUGGCGCAUCGUCUCAACCACUCAAGGCAAUUACUAUGCUUAAGAAAUUAUGCAACCAUCCGGACUUGCUUGAUCUCACUAAAGAACUUAGAGGGUCCCAAAAAUGCUUUCCUCCAGGGUAUUCAAUAAAAGACAAAUCAAGAACGGUCAAACCAGAGUUUUCAGGAAAAAUGCUUGUUUUGGAUAGAAUGUUAGCAAAGAUUAAAAAUGAGACAAAGGACAAAAUUGUCCUGAUUUCGAACUAUACGCAAACUUUAGACGUGUUUGAACGAUUGUGCAGAACUAGAAAAUAUGGCUGCUUGCGUCUUGACGGUACGAUGCCAAUAAAAAAGCGUCAGACCCUUGUAACUAGGUUCAACGACCCACACAGUUCAGAAUUUGUUUUUCUACUAAGUAGUAAAGCCGGUGGAUGUGGAUUGAACCUUAUCGGCGCAAAUCGGCUUGUUUUGUUUGAUCCAGAUUGGAAUCCUGCAUCAGAUCAGCAAGCGUUGGCUAGAGUCUGGAGAGAUGGUCAAAAGAAAAAUUGUUUCAUAUAUCGAUUUAUUUCGACGGGAUCUAUUGAAGAGAAAAUCUUUCAACGUCAAUCGCAUAAACAAUCUCUUUCUUCAUGUGUUGUGGAUGAAGAUGCUGACGUUGAAAGACACUAUACAUUUGAGUCCUUAAAACGUCUUUUCCUUUUCAAUCCGGAUACUAUGUGUGAUACACAUGAUACUUUCAAGUGUCUUAGAUGCGUAAAAGGUAUUCAACGGAUAUCUCGACCACAAGGAGAAACAAUGAAUUAUAGUGAUACAAGCUCGUGGGAUCACUUUACUGGUGGAAAUGAUAUGAAUAAGAUCCAUGAUAAUAUCCUAAAGGCUGAGGCAAAUCAAGGCGUUGUUUCAUACGUGUUUCAAUAUAUUUCUCACUAA
Molecule: messenger RNA, 1299 nt
Organism: Racocetra persica
Lineage: Eukaryota; Fungi; Glomeromycota; Glomeromycetes; Diversisporales; Gigasporaceae
Source: the annotation of a GenBank genome assembly